Messenger RNA from Cladophialophora yegresii CBS 114405, 2868 nucleotides. RefSeq lists its product as uncharacterized. Gene Ontology annotation, biological process: mitotic cell cycle checkpoint signaling; ubiquitin-dependent protein catabolic process; protein ubiquitination. The record is from RefSeq and is a predicted model, not a curated record. NCBI's taxonomy places the organism in Eukaryota, Fungi, Ascomycota, Eurotiomycetes, Chaetothyriales, Herpotrichiellaceae. The transcript has a single exon. Gene Ontology annotation, molecular function: ubiquitin-protein transferase activity; protein binding; metal ion binding. Bases 1 to 2868 code for a protein of 955 amino acids. Gene Ontology annotation, cellular component: nucleus.
AUGGCUGCCACGACCGAAACGCCUGCGACGGGUCUCGUCAAUCUAGAGAAGGAGCUCGUCUGCUUCAUCUGUACCGAGAUUCUUUACCAGCCUCGCACAUUGCUCGAUUGCCUACACACAUUCUGUGGCUCCUGCCUGAAAGAAUGGUUUUCCCACCAGCACCGAAAGGCUGCGCAUACCCGUCCGCCGCCAGCGAACCCAUAUACCUGUCCGACCUGCCGUGCUUCCGUCAAGGAUGUUCAGCGGAAUGCGACGAUCAACACAUUCCUGGAGAUGUUUCUCGCCGCAAACCCUGGCAAGGACAGGACUGCGGAUGAAAAGGCGGAGAUGGCGCAGGUGUACAAGCCUGGCGAUGAGAUUCUGCCAAAGGAAGAGGGCCAUCACAGGAGGGAGAGAAAGAGACGCGAAGAGGAGGCACGCGCCAUUGGUAGGGCCCCGACGGAGGGAGCCAGACGAGAGCAGCACUUGGAUCCGGCCUCGGCCCAUCGCAGACGGCACACUACCGAAAGCAGCAGAAGCCGUGAGAGAAGAGAGGCUCGGAAUAGGCAAAGAAAUGAGGAGCAGCAGACUUCAGAGUCAGAUGGUGCUUCUCGACGCACGCGAACGUCUUCGAGUUCCGCCGACCUCGCCUUGCUGUCUCCCCCACCUAGUUCACCCCGCCAUCCUGAUGCUGUUGAAGCGCGACAGAGGGGAGCUCGGACAGUUGCCCAUCAAGCGAGUCUGAUAUCCCUGGUCAGUGCUUCGGAGAAUGGAACCGGCACUGGGGAAAGUUUGAAUGAAGCACAGCUUAUGCAAGAGAUUCUGGACGCGGGCCUUCUAGAUGGCAUCAAUGUUGACGAAUUGACAGAACAAGAGCAAGAUGAGCUCAGCGAGAUCAUCGCCCAGAGGUACAGGGAACUGCAAGCCGAACGCAGCAGAAGAGCAGAGGCUGGUGAUGGUAACGGCAGUGCAGGCGCUCCCGCAAGACCUGCAGAGCCGCAGCCUGAGGAAGCCGAGCGUCGUUCUCGCCACUCUUCAAGGGGCAGCAAUCGAGAUGGUGCGCCUCCAAGUCCAAGGACGAGUCGCGGUAUUGUCAUUGGCGGUUCCGAAGGAAGGCCUCCAACAUCGUUUGUUCAGUCGACAGCUGAUCAGUCGUUGUCUCUACCUCAGCCCUCCGGACACCGGCGACGGACAUCCAAUGAGAGCAGGCGCAGUGAUUCGUCUGUCGCCAGGGCAGACCGUGAGUCUGUCCCUCAUCCUGCCGUCAGGUCUGCCACAGAUCUCUCCAAUAGGCCUCAAUCGCAUAGCAACGCCGCGAACCGCACACAGCAACAAUCACACGCACACAGAGCGAAUACAGAGCCAAGAACUCCACCAAGAGCUUCUGAGAUAUGGCAAGCCGCUGGUACCCGACAACCUUUGAGUCCUGCUCACGUCGACUCCCCUGGGCAACAGUCGCCAAGGAUAGAUUCUUCUCGACCGGUCAUGUCCAGCGUAACCACCGGACCAGUACCUACCGUGAUACCCACCUCAGACUCGCCAGAACUCACCGCAUCAAGUGUUGCCACCGUCUCGAGUAGGUCUGAAGAACCUAACGUUGUGUGCGCGCGAUGCUCCAGACAAAGCAUCCAAUAUGAGGUCUACAAGCAUUGUGACCCUUGUAAAGUGGAUCUCUGUCUCCGUUGCUACAGAUCUGGGCGCGGAUGCAACCACUGGUUUGGGUUUGGGGAUGCGGCCAUGCGCAAAUUCAAUGCAUCCCGUCCACCAAGCAGGCACAAUCAACCUGUUGAGCUUCCGCAUAUAAUGGUCGGACGACAGUAUCUGAGGCCUCCGACACAAAGCAGGAGGCAUGCCGCUUCAGAUCCCGCAUCUCGCCUACGAGAAGGCAAUUUCUGUGACCGAUGCUGGCGCUUCGCCAACGAUUACUUCUGGACUUGCGACGUCUGCAACGAGGGCGAAUGGGGAUUUUGCAACGACUGUGUGAACACUAACCACUGCUGUACCCAUCCUCUGCUGCCUGCCGCCCGUAUAUCAAACGAUCCAAAUGAGCUAGGCUUGCAGGUGGGCGGAGCAGCCCUGCGCCCCGGGAACGCCACCUUGAACACCUACAGUAGUGGAAGACGUGACCCGUCUCCGGCACAGAGCGUGGCCUCCAGCUGUACUUCGGUAACUGGACCUUACUCUGGCCUACGAGCUGAUUUCCGACCAUUGGUCAUCACCACGAACUGCGACGUCUGCUCUCGGUCAAUCUCGCCGGAGGAGACCCGAUUCCACUGUCCAACGCAUUCCACACCGUCACCAGACGACCCAAGUCUCAAAGGUGACUACGAUAUUUGUGGUAGUUGCUACGCUCACAAUGUGAGGAUAGGGCAGAUAAAUCGCGAAGAUGGGCCCGACGGUUGGCGCCUUUGUUCGGAAGGUCAUCGCAUGGUCAGCGUUGUGUUCGACCGAGAUGUCGAGGGCAAUCAAAGAAGAGUGAUCGUACGGGACAUUGUCGGCGGUGCCAAAAUGACGGACGACGACAUGGCGGCUUGGAAGCUUACGAUGAGCAACAUCCACCGAAUUGAUCCCUCGACGCUGUCAGCUGCUCGGGGUGAGUGGAGCUGGCGAGACGACGAAGCUGGUACUCGGCGCACGACUCGAGCUCGGACGGCCACUCUGCCUCAGUCGGGCGUGAAGUUUCCUCCCGACGGCGGCUCAGGCAAAGUCUGUCAGGCCCGGUGGAGUUAUUACCCUGUCGUCGACGAUGGCAAAGGCACAGACGAGCUUGCAUUUCCCAAGUACGCCGACGUCUGUGAAAUUGAGGAGAUCAAUGAUGAGUGGUGGCAUGGAGUCUAUGCUGGAGAUGCUGGACUCUUCCCAGCUAUCUUCGUGAGGGAUCAAGCCUAG